Beta vulgaris subsp. vulgaris (sugar beet) is the source of this 3803-nucleotide messenger RNA. Its product is annotated as protein SPA1-RELATED 4. Gene Ontology annotation, molecular function: protein binding; protein kinase activity; ATP binding. The record is from RefSeq and is a predicted model, not a curated record. Bases 634 to 3333 code for a protein of 899 amino acids. Gene Ontology annotation, biological process: protein phosphorylation; photomorphogenesis. Lineage: Eukaryota; Viridiplantae; Streptophyta; Magnoliopsida; Caryophyllales; Amaranthaceae. The transcript has 8 exons.
GUGGAAAAUAUAUGGUCCACGUUUUAUGUGGAGAGAUUUUGGUUGGGUACCUUUUUCUGAGGAAAAGGGUUGGCCCUGAAGAAGGAAUUUAUGAGGUUGUGGUGCUUUGCUGUUUCUGAAGCUCAGCUUCACUAAAAGUUGGUGUUUUUAUUUUUAUUUGUGUAUGGAGUUUCUUCUUCAGCUUGAUCGCUCAUUCUAGCUUCCCAAACUUCUCACCUUCAGCUUAAGCUUAAGCUUAAUGCCCCUCUCUUCUUGCUGGAAAUUGUGAAGAACAGGUUUAUAUAACAUUGUCCUUAAGUAAACAUUGUUGUUGUGAAUCUGUUAUAAUCUGUCGAUGGACGGAAGGAGAUACUGUUUGAUAAGAUUAGAUACUUGUGGUUUAGAUAUAUUGCUUUGAAUCUCAAACCACUUGCUGAGAGACUGACAUGCUUGAGCUGGCAUACACAAUCUCAAAGUUAGUUGAAGCUAUAAAUUUUCGUGAUGCUCAAAUUAGAAGAUGCUGGAGGUUUAGAGGACGACUGUUGAUAGGUAGACGGUGACAAAAGCUGGAGCAAUUUUUAUUUGUGCUGUUGUAUUCCAGAUAAACCUGAUGUGCAGUAGACCUCAGGCAAAUGUGUUUAUUACUGAAAGUUUAUGUGCUGCGCUUGGUGUGAUGAUUGCUCGGUGAUAAUGGAAGGUUCAUCUGAUACUGGUUGGCGGAAGUCAUCUGGUUCGAGAGGAUUAAAUACUUCUGCAUCUUCAGAAAGGAAUCUGAGGCUGCUCCAUGUGAGUAGACGUAGCUUAUCAACAGAUGCAUCGCGCAAUUCAGCUUUUGGGAGUGGCCGGAAGGUAAGAGAUGCUCUUGGGCAAGCUCCAAGUGACCAUCUCAGGAAACAGCUUGGUGCUUCUGGUGUUUCAGAGGAUGAGGUAGCGAUGGAUCCUGUACUUCGUAGUAUAGAAUGGGAAGAUGUCAGCUUGAGACAGUGGCUGGACAAUCCAGAACGCAGUGUUGAUGUGAUUGAGUCGUUGCAUAUAUUUAGACAGAUUGUUGAAAUUGUUAGCAGCGCACAUUCUCAGGGAAUUGUUCUAAAUAAUAUACGGCCUUCCUGCUUCAUAAUGUCUUCCUUCAACCAUGUAUCCUUCAUUGAGUCCGCGUCUUGCUCAGAUUCUGGAUCAGAUUCUUUGGAGGAUGGAUUUGAUGGUCAGAAUAUGGAGACUAAACAGCCAUGUUCUUCCUUACCACAUGAUCUACUUGAGCAGAGAAGCAAACCGGGCCAUAAAGAAACCCAACGGAUACCAGAAAGCAGUGGCUCAAAGUCUCAUGUGAUCCAGGCAAUGAAUUUAGCUUCCGCAGAGGAGAGAGCUUGGUGUGAAACUAAGGAAAAUCGAAGCUGCAGGAAGGCUGGAGAAAAGCAGUCUUUCCCAAUGAAAGAACUUUUGGUAAUGGAGACAAGUUGGUAUACUAGUCCAGAGGAGAUUGCAGGUUCCCCAUGUUCCUGUGCUUCAGAUGUUUAUCAUUUAGGUGUUCUUCUAUUUGAGUUAUUUUGCACCUUUAGCUCCAUUGAAGAAAAAAGUGGAACUAUGUCUAGUUUACGACAUCGAGUUCUUCCUCCACAACUUUUGCUGAAAUGGCCUAAAGAAGCUUCAUUUUGUUUAUGGUUGUUGCAUCCAGACCCUUGUAGUCGGCCAAAAACAAGUGAGCUGCUGCAAAGUGAUUUCCUUAAUGAACCUAGGAAUGACAUUGAUGAACGUGAAGCUGCAAUAGAACUCAGAGAGAAGAUAGAGGAACAAGAAUUGUUACUUGAGUUCCUUGUACUGAUGAGACAGGGGAAACAGGAUGCUGCUAAUAAGUUGCAUAAUACGGUUUCCUUUUUGUCUUCUGAUAUUGAGGAAAUUCUGAAUAAACAAAAAGCUUUAAAGGAGAAAGGAGGCACUUUCUCAGGCCCGGAGCGGAUUCGCCGGUCAGCAACAGAUUUCCCUCCACUAAAUACCGUUGAUCAUGAAACAGUAAGGAAUUUGAACGCAACAGAUCAUAACAGGCAAGGAACUCAAAUACAUGAUGUUGUGAAGUAUAGUUUUGAACAAAGUGAAAGUCAUGAUCAGGAAAGUUUGCUUCUGAAGAACUCACGAUUGGUAAACAACUUUAAGAAACUUGAGUCAGCCUAUCUUUUGACAAGGCACAGGCCAGCAAAGCUGUCAGGGAAGCCAGUGGGAGGCCAUUCUCAGCUUAGCAGCAAUAGUAGAGGAUCUGUAGUUUUAACUGAAAAAAGUUCUAGUGUUUCACUAUCAAAGGAGCAUAGGAACAACAAUGGGGAAAGUGGAUGGAUUAGCCCUUUUCUUGAUGGUUUAUGCAAGUAUCUGUCUUUUACUAAAAUGAAUGUUAAAGCAGAUUUGAAGCAAGGGGAUCUCUUAAAUUCUUCCAACCUGGUUUGUUCUGUCAGUUUUGAUCGUGAUGGAGAGUUUUUUGCAACAGCUGGGGUUAAUAAGAAGAUUAAAGUAUUUGAGUGUGAUGCCAUCCUCAGCGGAGAUCGUGAUAUCCAUUAUCCGGUUGUUGAAAUGGCUUGUCGUUCAAAACUUAGCAGCAUCUGUUGGAAUAGCUAUAUCAAAAGCCAGAUUGCAUCGAGUAAUUUUGAAGGCGUAGUGCAGGUAUGGGAUGCUGCGAGAAGCCAAGUGUUUAUGGAACUCAAAGAACAUGACAGGCGGGUCUGGUCUGUUGAUUUCUCGUCAGCCGAUCCAACACUAUUGGCAAGUGGAAGCGAUGAUGGUUCAGUUAAGCUCUGGAGUAUCAAUCAGGGAGCAAGCAUCGGUACCAUCAAAACAAAAGCCAAUGUCUGCUGUGUUCAGUUUCCGAUGGAUUCUGGUCGUUCUCUUGCGUUUGGUUCCGCAGACCAUAGAAUAUACUACUAUGAUCUGCGGAAUCCUAGAGUACCGUUAUGCACGUUGAUUGGGCACAACAAGACAGUAAGCUACAUCAAGUUUGUGGAUUCCACCAAUCUGGUAUCUGCAUCAACAGAUAGUACACUGAAGCUUUGGGAUUUAUCAUCGUGUGCAUCUCGGGUUGUUGAGGGCCCUCUUCAGUCAUUUACUGGACACUCAAAUAUGAAGAACUUCGUAGGUCUUUCCGUAUCAGAUGGUUACAUUGCCACUGGUUCCGAAACAAAUGAGGUUGUCAUCUAUCACAAAGCUUUCCCAAUGCCAGCUCUAUCGUUCAAGUUUAACAGUGUCGAUCCACUUUCGGGUAAUGAAACCGAUGAUGGUUCACAGUUCAUCUCCUCUGUCUGUUGGCGUGGGCAAUCAUCAAUGCUGGUAGCUGCAAAUUCGACAGGAGACAUCAAGUUGCUGGAAAUGGUCUGAUUUUUCGGAGUGCCCACAAGUGGCCAAGGAUAGGUGUAUAGGGAAAUUGAAGGAGUUCCUCUUGAAAGAUUUCUUUUGGGGCGCGAUUGUUUGUUCGAGGUGAAUUGCUUUAAAGGGGGAUUAACCAUUUACCAAUUUUUGAUAUUAGAUCAGAGAAGAUCCUAUUGGUGUGAAGAUACAGAUAUUAUUUGAUGUAAAUAAAUUUUUUAGGCACAAAGAAGGUAAGAUGCAUGAUCAAGCCCUUGUAUAACCUCUUAUAGGUCAAAAGUUCCAUUUAUCACCAAAUAGCAGCCUUCCAAUUAGAGAUUAUGUAAUGCUAAAUUUUCAUUCUGUUUCUCCUAGCUGGGUUACGUAUAGUAGCUAGUUUAGUUAAAAUAAUUAGUCUUUGUUACAGGGACACACUAUGGAACUCAUGCAGGAAUCUAUUGAUGAAUUUUUUACGUAUAUGGACUAUUGGAUUUCAAUUUUAA